AUGUACAGGCUGAAUUGCAGUUUUAAUAAACGGUUGGUUUAAAGUAAUGGAGCUUUGUUUUCAUAAAAAACUCACAAAUGAUUCAUUUAUGUGGUAGAACAUAGCAGUGCUCAAUAUCUUUAAUCAAAGUGAAGUUGUAGUAGUGUCAUAUAGGGAUGCACAAACCUGGUCUGGUUUAACUCCAGAUUUUUAUCCGCUCUACUGCAUACCUCUCAGCCUCUGCAGCCUUUCUCAAACUUAGCUUUCCUGUGAAGUUUGACACAAGAUGGCAAAAACUUGAUCAACUUCUUUAAGCAUUUAUUUUUGCAUUGCUGAUUUCUUUUCUUUUUUUUCCUUCUUACAGGAAAGAAGGAAAUUCGUAUCCGAUUACUUCAGAACAGCAGCUAUUCCUAGCCAGAUGGUGCUGCAUUUCUAGAUGUGGGAAGAAGGAAAACGGGGAGAGGAUGAAUGUCAAGAAUGACAUGCUUCUUCCAGGCCAUGCACAGGAAAUGGAUAUGCGGAGAGAUAUCUUCUGUGUUUAGAGGAGAAAGAUUUUUCUUGAACUUGUUAUCUGGAUUGUUGAGGAUUUUUCGACUAAGAAUUCAUUGGUCAGGAAGAAAAGCAGGCGCCCCUGCUCAUUAUACCAAUAAAACUAAAUGGGUCCAGUCACUGGAAUGACUCCAGAUAAGAAAGCUGAAACACCAGGAGCAGAAAGAGCUGCAGGAUUAAGACAGUUUCACAGAAUGGGAAGUUUGCCCGAAGCAGUUGAUGCUGGUAGGCCGAAGGCCACUGUAGUGGACAGCGAUUCGACAGAUGAUGAGCUCACAAAUUUGAACUGGCUGCAUGAAAGUACUAAUCUUCUAACAAACUUCAGUCUUGGAAGUGAGGGUCUUCCGAUUGUUAGCCCUUUAUAUGACAUUGAGGGUGAUAGCGUGCCAUCCUUCUCACCUUCUUGCUACCAGAAUCCAGAAAAAAAAUCAGCCACUUCCAAACCCCCUUACUCUUUCAGCCUUCUCAUUUAUAUGGCUAUUGAACAUUCUCCAAAUAAGAGCUUACCAGUCAAAGAAAUUUACAGCUGGAUUCUGGAGCGCUUCCCCUACUUUGCCACAGCACCUACAGGGUGGAAGAACUCUGUCCGACACAACCUUUCCUUGAACAAAUGUUUCCGAAAGGUGGAGAGAAGCCAUGGCAAGGUGAACGGAAAAGGUUCGUUGUGGUGCGUUGAUCCAGAAUAUAAGCCUACUCUUGUACAAGCACUGAAAAAGCAACCUUUUCCCUCGGCACUUGCAUUUUAUACUCCACCAGCAUCACCGCCAAGGUCGUCAUCGCCUCACUACCUAACUUCAGUACUUAAGCAGAGUCAUGGCCGAUCUCUCAAAGAAUCUGAUAUCGAUGCUGCUACUGCAAUGAUGCUGUUAAAUACUUCCAUUGAACAAGGGAUGUUAGACUGUGAGAAACCUCAACCUCUGAAGACACCUAAGAAGAGGAGUUACAGCAGUGCAUUUAAUUCUCCCAGUUCCAUAAAUUUACAAGAAAGUGAUUCUGCAGCCACCAAUAUUGAUCCAAAGGAGGAUCACAAUUACAGUGCUAGCAGCAUGGGUUCACAGCGCUGUGCAUCUAGAUCCAGUGUGUCUUCCUUGUCCUCUGUUGAUGAGGUGUAUGAAUUUAUCUCCAAGAACAGCCAUGCUGGAAGCGAUGGCAGUGAAGGGUUUCACAGUGAAGUGGAUACAGACGUUGACUAUGAAGAUGAUCCUCUUGGAGAUAGCGGCUAUGCAUCACAACCUUGUGUAGAUACCUCUGACAAAAGUCAGCCUAGCAACAAAGCACUCAAGGAUUUAUGUCAAGAAAUUGAUGAGGAGUUGAAAGAAGCAGCAGGGUCUCUGCUGCACCUUGCUGGCGUCCGAACGUGCUUGGGUUCCUUAAUAAGUACUGCAAAGACCCACAGUCACAAACAAAGGAAAAAAUAGUAUGUCUGUCAGUGCUGAAUAUAUACAUAUAUUUUUUUUAAGUGUGGCAAUACUCUUCUACUUUUACCCUUCACAAGGGAGAUCAAAGCCAUAAGAGGACUCAUUUGCUUUUUUAUUUUUUGGCGCUAAUUAUAAUUUAGCCAUUUAUUUUUAAAUCACUGCCUAAAAGAAAAAAAUUAUUUAAUCUUUCGAAAUUAGAAGAGAUGCAUGUGAAAACCUGAAAGCAUACUACUUAAUGAUCACUUUUUUUCUUUUAUUUCUUUUUAAUAAUUGAAUAUUUCCACAGAUAUGUUCAUUCAGAUGCACGCUGUGGAUCAUAUUUACCUCUCUGCCAGCCCUUUCUGCAGAGGUGAAUUUUGCCCUAUCUAAGGGCUCUGACUUCCAUGUAAAGGAUUAAAAAGGAGGAGACAAAAAAAAAAGGGGGGGGGAGGGGAAACAGAUGUCUACAGAGGUUCUGGCCUCGGCUGCCUCCUUCCACUCAUUUCUCUCUUCUGCUCUUCUGAUACAUGUCCUGGGGAACCACUUGUGAAGCAGCUCAGAGUGGCUGCAGUUUUCAGCCCGUCUGACCAUCUCAUACAGUGGUGAAAAAAGUAGCCCUGUAAGGAGCUGCUUCUAGCAAAACAUUAAGUAGUCCCUGCAGAGAGGAAAGGAGGAGCAUAACCCUCCCUGGAAGAGUGGGUAAGGGGUAGCAGAGGUGCGUACCACCCUUAGCUUUCUUAUUUUUCCAAAUCCACCUCCUUCAGGUCAGAUUCCUGAAGGAGAACGGCUUUUUUCAUCUCAAGACAGAUUGUCUUGCGCAUAUGUGUGUGUGUGUUGGGGCGGGUGGCAGAUUUUCGCGCAGAUGUGCAUGCACACACCCCUUGGAUGUUGUAAACACAGUGAAAGCUGCCACUUAACAAAUUUAACGGUGUCCUCAUUCUAUCCCUACUACUGAAUAUUCAGUAGCUGCAUUAGCAGAAGUUCUGCUGCUUGUCCCAGUGCAACACCCACGCUUUUGCUCACUGCAGAAGAGAUUGAUUCAGGAACAAAAGAACACAAAAGUUUGUGCUGUUCACAACGUGAAUGAAGUGGAGGUUUUGGGUGGCUAGAUUGUGAAUGACUAUCUGAUCCAGCAAAAUAGAAUAGCUUCCUUUUUGAAUUGGUGAACCCUGAAUUGUGUUUUUUUUUUUUUUGGGGGGGGGGGCUGCUCCCUCCCCCAACACUGUGGUUAUUGUGACAUUGGCUCUCCAUCCUUUCAUUUCCCAGAUCAGCGUGCCUUGUGCUAUGUGAAUCCUUUUAGCCUCCUGUGAUAUGCUGUGCAUCUAAUAAGCAAGGCCUUGGCCUUGGGGUGUACGUUGUAACUCAGGAGGACCUCUCUGUUCUGAGAAGUUCCUUCAUGAUUCCGUUUUGCAAUAAAAGGAUCUCUUCAUAAUGCCCAGACAUCUUUUGGCCAAAAAUGUUUCAAGGGUAUGGUGAUUUUUUCUUUUAUAGUAAGUGGUGAGUGCUUACAUCUUCCAAUAGAUGAUGGCUUUUCUUUUUUAAGUUUAAGUUUUCUGUGCAAGAAUGGGCACACAGCUCGGUUGGAGUGGGUUUUAACUGUACUGCAAGUAUAAGAAUGCCUUACAUACGCUUUGGAAUGGUAUACAACGAUAAAAAGUCUUCUUUCCUGUCUCUGAAAGGUAGCAUGAUGUGCCAUAAACUUUCUAGCUAAUAUCUUUGGCUGUUGUUUCCAGCAGGUGUUGGGUAAACUAGUUUAGAAUUAGGAACAAGCAGAGCCAGGUAGGAAACCAGUGUCUGCUGUUUUGGUUGUUGAAAACAAUGAUGGAUUCAACCAAAAGUUAACCUUUUACUAAUGGGGUAUUUUUCUGGCUAUUUGGAGGCCUCACUUUCAUAGAUCAGUGUUUUUUUUUUUUCUUAUUUGUCAAUCUCUUCAUGAAUACUGCCAUAAAGUGUCUACUUUAAUAUGAAUACAACCAUGCUGCUGAAGGUCUGUUGCUCUGAGGGCCUGUUUCAGUGCCUCUUGAAGACAAUGGUGGUGCUCCUAGUGAUUUAAUGGUUGUUGGAUCAAGCCUGAGAUAUUUGAGGUUGUUUUGUAGUGUGUUUUGGAAUUCAAAGCCAACUUUUUUUUUUUUUUUUAAGUGCAAAUCCUAUAAAGUGUUCUUUUUUGAUUAUAUCAGUUUUAAGAAUGAUUUAUUUCAUUUCUUGAAAGAGAAGAAAG
This is a messenger RNA of Struthio camelus australis, 4143 nucleotides long. The record is from RefSeq and is a predicted model, not a curated record. NCBI's taxonomy places the organism in Eukaryota, Metazoa, Chordata, Aves, Struthioniformes, Struthionidae.